CAAAGGAGAAAAAUCAGAACAAGAAAAAUAGUGAAAAAGAGAAUAGAAAAUAAGGAUCAAUACAGUGAUCUUAGAAAAGACGAGGUACAAAAUGCAGCAAACUAUAAAUGAAUAGAGGUAUCACUACUGGAAACAAAAUAAGAACUUACCAUCAAAAUUACAGUUGAAAACUUUAACAUAGACACGAUAUCUAUUUAAAAAAAUUUUGAGUUACAAUCCCCAGCACAAAGUUGAAAUUGUAAGAAUUUUUGCAUGAAUUCCAUUCAAAAUUGGAUUUUUGUAAAGACAUUAAUGUUGCCUAGUUUUAGGGAGUAAAAAUUUUCUUUGGGACAUUGUGUAUAUAAACGUCAGAAUGACAAUCAAAUCUAACCUCAAACACCCUCAAAUAUAAAUAUCAAAUCUAUGUUUUUUUUUAUAUCAAUAGAUAAUUAUUUAUAAUACAGAAUAAUCUAUGUGUAUAUUUACAACAGACAGGACUAAAACCAACAUAAGUAAGAGAAAAUUGGAGGAAUAAUUAUUAAAUAAAAAAAUUAAUUAUGUCUGAGAGAAAGACUGAAGAAUGGUCAAAAUAUGCAAAAGUGUUUGAUCCGAUAAAGGUAGGGUCUAUAGAUGGAACAGAUGUCGAGCCACAUGACAGAGCUGUGGAAAGAGCUAUGUAUUCAACGUAUGUUCCAAACAGACAUGUGAAGGGAAAACCAGGAUGUACACUCUUUGUUAGUAGAUUGAAUUACAACAUAAGCAAAGACACUAUCAAGGAAGUAUUUUCACAGUAUGGCAAGUUAAAGCGUUUUAGAUUGGUAAAGGACGUUGUAACUGGGAUGCCAAAAGGAUAUGCCUUCGUUGAAUAUGAAAAUGAGAGUGCAGCAGAAGAAGCUUAUCAAAAAGCAAACAAAUUAAAUGUAGAAGGAAGUAUUAUAUUCGUUGACUUUGAAUGUGAACGUUUAUUGAAAGGCUGGAAACCAAGAAGACUCGGUGGAGGUUUCGGCGGCAAAAAAGAAUCUGGCCAGUUAAGAUUUGGAGGUCGAGAUCGACCAUUUAGAAAACCCAUUAGCCUUGAGAUUAAAGAAGAGGAGGAGAGGAGAAAACGAGAACAGAGGCGAUUAUCGAUGAGGGACGACAGGAAUAGAGGUAAAGACCAUUAUUAUAGGCGAAAAAGACCAAGAUCACCUGGAAGGAGAAGUUAAAAUAUGACAAUUCUUAUUUGUUUUUGAUAUUUCUAUAAGUACCUACUUUUAAUAUACCUAGAUAAAAAUAAAUUGUGUCUUUAUAUAAAAUAUUGUACUGAUUUAUGCGGUUGACUUUACUAUUUUAUUAUUUAUGUUUUUAGGCACUAAGUUAAAUUUAAAUAAAGGAAGACUUAUUUUAUAGUAUUUUA
This is a messenger RNA of Diabrotica virgifera virgifera (western corn rootworm), 1375 nucleotides long. Its product is annotated as U11/U12 small nuclear ribonucleoprotein 35 kDa protein. Gene Ontology annotation, biological process: mRNA splicing, via spliceosome. The record is from RefSeq and is a predicted model, not a curated record. Lineage: Eukaryota; Metazoa; Arthropoda; Insecta; Coleoptera; Chrysomelidae. The transcript has 3 exons. Gene Ontology annotation, molecular function: mRNA binding; snRNA binding. The coding region runs from base 537 to 1184 and encodes 215 amino acids. Gene Ontology annotation, cellular component: precatalytic spliceosome; U12-type spliceosomal complex.